Molecule: messenger RNA, 703 nt
Organism: Drosophila albomicans
Lineage: Eukaryota; Metazoa; Arthropoda; Insecta; Diptera; Drosophilidae
Gene: Vps25
Product: vacuolar protein-sorting-associated protein 25
Exons: 2
Coding region: 82-606 (174 amino acids)
Biological process (GO): protein transport to vacuole involved in ubiquitin-dependent protein catabolic process via the multivesicular body sorting pathway
Cellular component (GO): ESCRT II complex
Molecular function (GO): protein homodimerization activity; structural molecule activity
Source: RefSeq, a predicted model, not a curated record
UUUACUUGCGACAACCCUAACAUCUGGGACUUGUCGAUGCGUGACGUCACUUGAAUUUAGUCACAACAAUUUAGCAAAACAAUGGCCGAGUUUCAAUGGCCAUGGGAGUAUACAUUUCCACCGUUUUUCACCCUGCAGACACACGAUGAAACACGCCAGCAACAGCUAAAAGUCUGGUCGGAUCUCUUUCUCAAAUACCUCAAACAUACAAAUCAAUUUUUGCUUGGUAUCAACGAUCAAAACUUGCCAUUAUUUUGUAAUGAAUCGAUCAAGCGUCGCCUGUCGUCAGAGCUAAUCUUGCUUAUUCUGGAGCAUCUACAAAGCACUGGACAUGCAGCGCCACUAGACAAGAGGCGUCAGGAAUGGCAGGUGUACUGGUACACGUUGGAGGAGUAUGGAAACAUGGUCUAUGACUGGAUUCAGGAAACGGGACAAACGAAUAGCAUAUGCACCCUAUACGAAAUAGCUUUAGGAGAAAGUACCACACAACUGGAUUUCCACGGCGUGGACGAAGCUGUUUUACUCAAGGCUUUGCGUCUAUUGGAGGAAAAGGGAAAAUGUGAGCUUAUUGAAAUGGAUGGCAGUCACGGCGUAAAGUUUUUCUAAUUUCAUGGUGGAAUUUACAUAGAUUUAAAUACAACCCGUCUCGUAUUCCUGUGUAAAAAUUCUUAUUGUAAAACAAAAAUUAAAAAUAAUAUUUAUA